AUGAAGUUCAAUGAUCCAUUUACUACUUUCUCCAAUUGCUGGAUAGAGGACUUGGAGCUCCCACGUCGACCUCAACCCGAGAGUCACGGCUAUCUGUUUGAUAUCAUGGUUGCAAACAAUCCAAUUUUGUACCGAAGAGGAGGUGAAAUAGAGCUAGAACGGCUGAAUCAGAGCAUAAAAACACUUCCACUUUCCGAGCUUCGUCCAGAUAUUCUAGAUGCUCUCCUUCUAAGUGGUGACAUACCUGAGUGUCGUAUGUUGUUCCCAAUAAUUUCGCAUAUCAGCUUCCUACGGGGAAGAUUGAAACUCUUAGAAAAGAAGUACGGAACCGGUCAUCUAUAUUUUGUCACUAAAAGUUUGGCACACUCGGAGAAGGCAUUGGAUGACCUCUUGGAGCAUCUCCUAGCAGGAAAUGAUGACGUAGAAAAAACAGUGCUGCCGAUAUUCUACGGCGUUGAUCCCUCCGACGUACGAAAUCAAACCGGAUGUUUUGCAGAAGCCUUUGCCAACUAUGAGAAAAAGUACAAGGAUGAACCACAAAAAGUAGAAAGGUGGAGAGCUGCUUUAACGAAACUGGGAAAUCUCGCCGGCUGGGAUUCAAAGCACUACUGGCCCGAAGCAAAACUCAUUCGAGAAGUUGUUGAUGAGAUACAUAGGAAAUUGUAUUCCUCUUUUACAAAACCGGCCAUCAAAAAUCUGCCAUCAACACCGUCUUGGUCUUCUUGUUGUCAACGGAAUAAGCAUGAUGUCUUUCUUAGCUUUAGAGGGAAGGAUACCCGCUUGAAUUUUACGAACCGUCUAUAUGAUGCGUUAAUUCAGUGCAGAAUUUCCACCUUUAGAGAUGACAAAGAUCUUCCUAAAGGAAUGUCCAUUCGCAAACAACUCGACAAAUCAAUUGAGGAAUCAAGGGUUUGGGUUGUCAUCGUUUCACCAAAUUAUGCUUCUUCAAAAUGGUGCUUGGAUGAGCUCUUAAAGAUUCUUCAGUGCAGAAAAGCAUCUAAAGUGGCAAAGAAGAAUGGAACUUUGAUGAAAGCAUCUGGAAAUGAUGAAGAUCAACAAGCUCAUACUUCUGUGGAUGGAGACAAAACACAUAAGAAGAAGGCUAGUUUGCGGAACAAGGAAAACAUCUCUAUUCACGAUAACAGGAAAAUGGGUGAGAUAAGACUUGGCGUUAACUAUGGCGGAAAGUGGGUUGGUUCUGUCUACAUAGGUGGUAAGACAGAAGAAAUAGUUGUUUCAGAAGAUAUUACUUAUAACGAGCUUCUCGAUCAACUGUAUCAUAUUGUUGGAUUAAUUCCAAAUGAAAAUGAGAUCAAGAUCAGUACAAUUGAUGAAUCAAAAUCACCGGCUUAUCCUGUGGAGAUAAUCAAUGAUUUUGACCUCAAAACUUUCAUUGAUCAGAACGUUUCUUCAGAUAUGCUCUUGAAGCAUCCAUUGAGGAAUUCCUCUCGGAGCAGAAGGAUGGAAAUUAGAGUUUUGGUUAAUCAUGAUGGUGAAUGGGUGAAUUCUACAUACGUAGGUGGCAAGACGAAAGGAAUAAUAAUCUCAGAGGACAUUACAUAUCAAGAACUUGUUGAUAGAUUGUGUGCUGUUGUGGGAGUUGAUCCAAAUGAAUAUAAGUUGAUUAUGAAGACUGCAUAUAAAUCAAAUCUACCUACUCAACCUGUGGAGAUAAUCGAUGAAGAAAGCCUUGCAUUUUUCAUUCACGAUGAGAAUCUUUCAGUGGGUAUGAGCUCCAUAUUUACUUUGUGUACUACUCUUGAACGACGAGAAUUUCCCAAUGGAAGAAUGUGGUCAUCACAAAGUAGUAGUGGUACAACAAAUCUUAGAAGAUCUGGGACCUAUCAGAGUUGUGUUCAUUGUGUGGUACCUGAUCAGGUGCCUCAUCUUCAAACUCAAGUUGGAUCAUCGUCACCAAAUGUGCCUUGUAUGCAGCAGCAACAGUCUUCCUACCAGAAACAACAUUCUUACCAACAAACAACCUCACACACUUUCUACGAGCAUUAUCAACCAUCCUUUCAGCAGCCGCAGCCUCAGCACCGACGGUCGAAUCCUUCCUAUAUGCAGCCGAUGCUGCCAAUUCUUCAUAUGUCUUCCUCGCUCAAGAUGUUUAUGAAUGAUGCAACACGAGUCUCUAAAGAUUUCAACUUUUGGCAAUUUAUUUUCAUCAUCCUUUUAUUAGGAAAUUGUAUUUUAUUUCUUAAGGCUUUGUAG
Fragaria vesca subsp. vesca is the source of this 2214-nucleotide messenger RNA. RefSeq lists its product as uncharacterized. Bases 1 to 2214 code for a protein of 737 amino acids. The transcript is spliced from 5 exons. NCBI's taxonomy places the organism in Eukaryota, Viridiplantae, Streptophyta, Magnoliopsida, Rosales, Rosaceae. The record is from RefSeq and is a predicted model, not a curated record.